Molecule: messenger RNA, 750 nt
Organism: Microplitis mediator
Lineage: Eukaryota; Metazoa; Arthropoda; Insecta; Hymenoptera; Braconidae
Product: snRNA-activating protein complex subunit 5-like
Exons: 2
Coding region: 370-669 (99 amino acids)
Biological process (GO): transcription initiation at RNA polymerase III promoter; transcription by RNA polymerase II
Cellular component (GO): nucleus
Source: RefSeq, a predicted model, not a curated record
GAAAAGUUCCCCUUCUCAAGCACUAGAUCGCUCUGUAAUUUUGUUGACAUUUACAAUUUAUAUAAUUUAACUUUUAAAUGAAAUGUCAAAUAAGUAGCGAUAACUUAUGAUAAAAAAUAAAGAAAAAUAAAUAAGACACCUAAUAAAAUAACAAAAUUAUUUAGUUGACUCCUAUUGUACGUAAAAACAAACUAAAUUUUAUUCGUCGCAUUAAAAAUUGGAGGUUAUAUUAAAUUUAAAAAAAUAAACACAAAAGAAAAAUUGCUGUGAAAAAAGUUUAGUUACUGUAAUUCGAGUAAUUAAUUUAAAUAAAUUGUAAUUAGUGGAAAAAAUUAAUUAUUCUGUAAAAUAACGAAAAAAUAAUUAACGAUGGAAAGUCAAAUGAAAACUUUAAUUGAGUAUCGUGUAGAACUUGCCGAAGAAGAAGAAUGGCUCAAGAAAUUGUUGACCCAAAUGCAGGAUCAAAUUGAUCUUCUUCAGAUUGAAAAACUUCAUCUGUCCCAAAUGGUUGAAAAAUCUAAAGAAAAAAGUGCAUCACAAAAUGUAAACAUUAAAUUAUCUCCUGAUAGCCGAUCGAAGCAGUUAAAUCUUGAUGUGCCGAAUUAUAUUCAUUCGAAGCAUAAUGUGGAAGAAGAAGAAGAAGAAGAAGACGAAGAAGAGGAAGAUUAAAUUUAAAUAUAAAAUAUACGACAUUAAUGAAAACUGUUAAUUUUAUAGUUUUAUCGUGUACAUAAUUUUGGAUUAUAAAUU